This is a messenger RNA of Acytostelium subglobosum LB1, 780 nucleotides long. RefSeq lists its product as hypothetical. Bases 1 to 780 code for a protein of 259 amino acids. NCBI's taxonomy places the organism in Eukaryota, Evosea, Eumycetozoa, Acytosteliales, Acytosteliaceae. The record is from RefSeq and is a predicted model, not a curated record. The transcript has a single exon.
AUGCUGUUUGGGGCCAUCCAGCUUGGUCUAACUGACAUUGUCAAGUUCAUCUUGGGCACAGUUGGAUACCGACCCGCUACUCAUGACGAGUCGGUCGCCUUGUUUGAUUCCGUCAUUUCAAAGGGACACGUGGACAUCCUCCAAUUUAUGCUGGAUAAGAUUGGUGUAGAUGGCCAAUUGCCAAAGGAUAGAGGCUCAUAUGCGAGUUGCGUUGAUCAAUCCAUUACCAAAGGCCAUCUCGAGAUGGUGCGAUUCAUCUCGGGCGAGAGAUUCAAAGAACACUUCCACAUGAAUGCUCAGAGUUCAUAUAAUCAAUAUCAUAAGAUGGCGUCGCAGACUUCAGGCUCAAGUAACACAGCUCAAUUUGUGGAUUAUAUGAAGACCAAUCAUUCCGUAAAUAUACCUCCAGGCUCGUUCAAGAUGGGACUCAAAAACAUCGACCACGACCUGGAUGCUGUAAUAUCAAUUAGCGAAGCAGGUUGCAAAUUCCCUCUAUCUAAACAGACCACAACCAAAUGGAUUGAGUAUGGGAAGUAUGACGCUAUACGAUACUUGUACUACAAUCAAUAUGUUGAUAGGGAUGAUAAGGAUUCAUUCGUUGGAGAGCUGAUGAAGGCAAGUAGCAGAGGAUUAUGGCCAUUUGUUGAUCUGCCAAUGGCUGAGAUGGUCCUCCUUCACAAAGAUGGUGCACCAUUCAUCCAAAGAGAAUACGUGGGCUUGGAUCACCUAAAGAACAAACCACUCUCACUCAGACUUCUCCCAAAGUACCUCAUGAAAUAA